This is a messenger RNA of Anoplopoma fimbria (sablefish), 2498 nucleotides long. It is a transcript of the gene septin2, whose product is annotated as septin 2. Gene Ontology annotation, biological process: regulation of exocytosis; cell division; cilium assembly. Gene Ontology annotation, cellular component: cell division site; septin ring; microtubule cytoskeleton. Lineage: Eukaryota; Metazoa; Chordata; Actinopteri; Perciformes; Anoplopomatidae. The coding region runs from base 160 to 1281 and encodes 373 amino acids. The record is from RefSeq and is a predicted model, not a curated record. The transcript is spliced from 13 exons. Gene Ontology annotation, molecular function: molecular adaptor activity; GTPase activity; GTP binding.
GCAUUGUGGGCCGCGUACUACAGGAAGCUGCCGCACCGGAAUCUGAAGAAUUCGAGGUGUUCGCCAAGUCUGCUGUUCAUCGUCGGCUAGCCUCUCCCUGUCUCCAUCUGUGCUAGGCUCUCUGCGGACGGACUGUAAGGUUUAACAAGGAGAAAAACAAUGUCUCAGGCCGACAAAAUGAAGCAGGGCCAAUUCACCAACCCUGAGACCCCAGGGUAUGUUGGAUUUGCUAACCUGCCUAAUCAGGUUCAUCGCAAAUCAGUAAAAAAAGGAUUUGAGUUUACAUUGAUGGUUGUAGGUGAAUCUGGACUUGGAAAGUCCACCCUGAUCAACAGCCUGUUCCUCACUGACCUUUACCCUGAGAGAGUCAUCCCUGGAGCAGCAGAAAAAAUAGAAAGGACUGUUCAGAUCGAGGCGUCAACGGUAGAAAUUGAGGAGCGAGGAGUGAAGCUCCGGCUCACUGUGGUAGACACGCCAGGAUAUGGAGACGCCAUCAACAGCCAAGACUGUUUCAGCACCAUUAUCAGCUACAUCGAUGACCAGUUUGAGCGCUACCUCCAUGACGAGAGCGGUCUAAAUCGUAGACACAUCGUUGACAAUAGAGUUCACUGCUGCUUCUAUUUUAUUUCCCCGCUUGGCCAUGGGCUGAAACCUCUGGAUGUCCAGUUUAUGAAGGCCAUUCACAAUAAGGUCAAUGUGGUUCCUGUCAUCGCCAAGGCAGACACACUCACCCUCAGAGAGAGGGAGAGGCUCAAGCGCAGGAUUCUGGAUGAGAUCGAUGAACAUGGCAUCAAGAUUUACCACCUUCCUGAUGCUGAGUCGGAUGAGGAUGAGGACUUCAAAGAGCAGACCAGGAUCCUCAAGGCUAGCAUCCCAUUUGCAGUGGUGGGAUCCAACCAGCAGAUUGAGGCCAAAGGGAAGAAAGUGAGGGGCCGCCUGUACCCUUGGGGGGUGGUGGAGGUGGAGAAUCCUGAACACAACGAUUUCCUCAAGCUGCGGAUCAUGCUGAUAACCCACAUGCAGGAUCUACAGGAAGUGACCCAGGACCUUCACUACGAGAACUUCCGCUCGGACCGCCUUAAACGGGGUGGCAGGUUGUCCUCCCAUGGUUACAUUCUGCCUCUGUCUCCUGCAAAGGGACCGGAGCCGGAGGAAAUGAACAAGGAUAUGAUCCUGCAGGAGAAGGAGGCUGAGUUGAGACGAAUGCAGGAGAUGAUUGCCAAGAUGCAGGCCCAGAUGCAGAAGCAUGGAGACGGAGAGGGAGACGGCCCCCAUGUGUGAAGAGUCUAUGGUAUUUGAGCCACUGCUCAAGUUUGACUAGAGAGACACGGAGGAUAGCAGAGAACGCGUAAUCAAGUUAUUGACUUGUAGUCCUUGCCACUAUUUUUAUUCUAAUCCUACAUGGGAUCUGGAAGUUUUUUGUUUUUGUUUUAUACGUACAGUACAGUAUAUUCAAACAGUGUUACAUUUAUAUAUUUUCACACGGUUCUAUUUCUUUUUAUUUUAUUUUGUUUCAUUUUAUUAAACUUUUGCCAGUUACUCAAAUGAAGUCACGUGACCCAUCUUUUAAAAUGGUGGCAUAUAUCUUUGAUACAAACUAUUACUUUUCCAUUUUUAUUUUUUUUUUGCUAUUUAGAAAACCAAAGUACUGCUGCUUGUAGUUCUCAAACAUCUCUCACAGCUUGUGCUAACUUUGCUUUGUGGAGGAGCAGCAUUGGGAGAGUCAGCUAAACUGAAAACUAGUAGCAGAAGUAGCUUUUUCCACCAUUGUUAUGCCAUUAUCUUGAUAUUCUUUAUGUGAAGAGAAAACAUUAUUUCAUAUUCCCUCUGGUUAAAAAAUGACCACGCAAGCCUCCCAGUAAAUAGGGUCCAUUUGCUCAGUGUUAAUCAUAUUACCCACCUCAUCUGCAUGCAACUCUCAGCCACGUCUGGUCAAAUAUUCAGGUGAAUUUUCCCUCUAGUGCUGUGUUGGGAUCAGCUUCUCCCUUUACUGUCAAAGACUUAUCCAUUAGUGCAGCUCUCAGAUUAGUACCUUUAAGUAAAAUGACAUUCAAGUGUUGUUACGCUCUGCUUGAGUUCGAUAUGAUCUAAAUAAACUGUGACCCUUGACCUCUUAGUCUUCCUGCAGACCUGAUAAAUGAAGGAAUUUCAAAUGAGGUGCGAUGCCUCUGUUUGGUGCUUUCAAUCAAUGAGAAGUAAUUACUCCAGGUUUCCUCUGAAGUCGUGCCAGGGAGCAUUAAAUGUCUGUUUUAUUUUUUGAUGCAGUGAGAUUUAUGAGGUAUAAACUUUUACCGGUCCCAACUGCUGAGUACUUUGUGGUUCCCAUGACCACAGAGAUUAAAGUGACCUAAUGAGGUCACUAGCCAACAUUUCCCUCACCAGCCAAGAUGUGAGUUCUUGACAUUCCUCUUUGUGCUGUUUUUAUCCAAUAUUAAAGCACCAAAUAUUGUUCUUGAUGCAUAUAUUGUAAUAAGUUUUAUUAAACUUUAUUAAUCUCC